Molecule: messenger RNA, 1225 nt
Organism: Mangifera indica (mango)
Lineage: Eukaryota; Viridiplantae; Streptophyta; Magnoliopsida; Sapindales; Anacardiaceae
Exons: 5
Coding region: 277-1050 (257 amino acids)
Source: RefSeq, a predicted model, not a curated record
GUACUUGAAAGAAAAAAAGAAACUUUGAAAAUUGUUGGAAAUGAGAAAAAAAAAAGUUGCCGUAAACAAAAACAAAGUGUGACUAACAAAAGGAGUACCUUUGGCUCUGCAUAUUACCCACCUGAUAUGGCUAUAGCAAAAAAGAGCCAACUCUCUGGUCAAAUUCUGAUCUGAGACUGAGUAUCUGGGGAAGAAAGCAGCGAACUUUGCCAUUUUAGUGUAAAAAAAGAAAAUUAUAGAUUUGAUCACUUCAGCUGCAGGCCAAAGAAGAAGAAAAUGAUUGCUACUACCGGCAAGGAAGUUGGGAAAUUGAGUGAAACAAAGGUUGGAGCAAAUGAUAAUCUGAGGACAUUGGAGUGUCUGAGAGGAAGAUUAAUAGCAGAAAGACAAGCAUCAAGGGCUGCAAAUGAUGAUGCAGAACUGAUGGGCAUCAAGCUGAUAGAGCUAGAAAAUAAACUGAAACAAGAGAUUAAACUGAGAGAUAAAGCUGAAAAAAAGCUGAAAUUUUUGAGGAAGAAGCUUGAGUCCUUAAAGAUAGCAUUUCCUUUGGAUGAAUCAGAGCAAUCUAGUCCAUCAGAAAACCCUGCACAUUCUUGCCAAUCGUCGACAAGCUCUUCAGGCCUCAAAGACAUGGAAGAAUCUGAAUCCAAGCCGCAGAUCACAACCCCAGAAAUCUCAGAAUCCAUUUCAUCUUAUCAAAGCCAUGGAAGUUCUUCCAUUCAAGAGAAUUCAGUUUCAGAAGAUCCUCCGCAUGAAAUAACAAUACACAAAUCAAGUCCAGUUUGUCAAGAUUCAGAGGCUGAUAAUCACAGCUCUAGAACCAUGAAAACUUCAAAGGAAGCUGGGAAUGAGAGUGAUAAAGAUGAAAAUUAUGUGGAUAACUCAAUGGCAAUAGUUCCAGUGGCUUUCCCAAAGAAAUCCCAGGAGAGAAAUGAACUGAAGAUAAUGAGUGGAAGUGUUAAAGAGGCUCUUGAUGCACUAAGGCUUGCCAGGGAAAGGAUUCAAAAUUCAAUGGAAAGAAGACCUAUGAUUAGAGUUGGGCCUCUUUAAAUUCAUGCAUGGUAAUAGUAAUAAGAAUUUCAUCUUUUAGAUAGUAAAAAAGAAAGAAAGACCUUUGUUCUUUUAGCAUUGAAGCUAAAUGGCCAAGGUAUAGAUAUGGUUAAGGUAAUAUUUGGAUGAACAGAUUGUUGGAUGGGUAAUUAAUAAAAGUUAUAGACUUUGUGCA